AUGGCGAAGCUAAUGUUUUUGUUAUUGGUUUGUGUCAUGAGUUUGAAAGCAGCAAGUGCCCAAAGUGCAAGCAACGUUAGAGCCACGUACCAUAUCUACAACCCAGAGAAGAUUAACUGGGACUUGAAAGCAGCAAGUGCUUAUUGCUCCACUUGGGAUGCUAACAAGCCUUUGGAAUGGCGUCGCAAGUUUGGAUGGACUGCGUUUUGCGGACCUGUUGGGCCUCGUGGACAAGCUUCUUGUGGCAAGUGCUUAACGGUGACAAAUGUGAGGACAGGGACACAGGCGAAGGUGAGAAUUGUGGAUCAGUGCAGCAAUGGGGGCCUGGAUUUGGACCAGGGUGUGUUUAAACGACUGGACACUGAUGGGCAAGGCUAUGCACAAGGCCACCUUAGGGUGACAAAUGUGAGGGCAGGGGCACAGGCGACGGUGAGAAUUGUAGAUGAGUGUAGCACUGGAGGCCUAGCUUUGGGUGACGGUGUGUUUAAACGACUGGACACUCAUGGGAAAGGCUCUGGCCAAGGCCAACUUAUAGUCAACUACCAGUUUGUCAACUGUGGCGAUUAA
Prunus armeniaca (apricot) is the source of this 567-nucleotide messenger RNA. NCBI's taxonomy places the organism in Eukaryota, Viridiplantae, Streptophyta, Magnoliopsida, Rosales, Rosaceae. The record is from the annotation of a GenBank genome assembly.